UAUAGCCGUCCAACCCCAUGCAGUUAGUUUUAUUUAGUUCAUGUUUGUAUUGAUAUGUGUACCUGGUGGUAUUAUUCCUAAGGCAAUCUGUCGUGAAUAUACUACAUUGCCAGUGGAAUAAGGACUAAGAAGGAGUAAAAACGUUUCUACUGGGGAUGGUUACACUGUUCUGAAGUUUACUUAAUUUCAAUUGGACAAUUGGAUUUGACGCUGCAGUUAAGGUUAAAUACCUUAACGUUUCCACCUCAUCUGUCAUCAUGGGCAGCUUACAAGAAAUGCAAAAAGUCCUUAGACAGAAGGAUGACAUUAUAGCUUCUCUGCAGAAAACUAUAGAAAAGAAGGACCAGGAGCUUCAGGAUUUAAGAAGUGCAUUGGACAAGUAUCAAUCGGUGUUCAACCUUAGCAGUUCGCCAGCGACUGGACCGAAGUUCAGGACCACACGGAUCCAGGGUAUUUCAGCUGAGCCGCAGACCUUCCGCCAACAGAAACCAUUGAGGAAAUAUUCGAAGUCACACGUCGAUGAGUGUCGGAUAGAACACAUCGAAAAACCAGACAGUUCGAAAGAGAUAAUAAAAAAAGCCAUCCUCGAAAAUGAUUUCAUGAAGAACUUGGACAUAUCUCAGAUCCGUGAGAUCGUGGAGUGCAUGCACCCCGUGAUGAAGAAGGCUACUACUAUGAUCAUAGAAGAGGGAGAAGUGGGACGACUUGUCUUCGUCAUGGAAGAGGGUAACGUGCGGGUGACAAAAGAUGGCAACUAUCUAUGCAAUAUGGGCCCAGGCAAAGUAUUUGGCGAGUUAGCUAUCCUUUACAACUGUACGAGGACGGCAAGUGUCAAAGCUCUGACCGACUGUAAGCUGUGGGCCAUCGACCGACCAUGCUUCCAGAGUAUAAUGAUGAAGACUGGCCUCUUGAGGCAAACAGAACACGUCGAAUGCCUAAGAUCAGUUCCCGCCUUCAAAGACCUAAAUGAAGAGACGCUUAGCAAACUAGCCGAUGUUGUCGAAGAGACCCACUAUGAGGAUGGAGACUACAUCAUUCGGCAAGGCGCACGUGGUGAUACAUUCUUUAUUAUUUCAAAGGGUCAAGUGGCGGUGACCCAAAGUCCCACCGAACAUGCUGAACCAGUCUACGUACGCGACCUCGGAAAGGGUUCUUUCUUCGGAGAAAAGGCCUUACAGGGUGAGGAAUUACGAACAGCCAACGUAAUUGCCGCAAAGGGAGGAGUCAAUGUGCUUGUGAUAGACAGAGAGUCGUACCAACUGCUAAUUAGUGACGUAGAAGAGAUUAAGAAAUCGUACAAUGAUGAGGUGAUCUACAGAAAAGAUGCUGUGGAUGAAGAAUUUGCCAAAAUUAAGAUCCUGGACAUAAGCGUUCUUGCCACGCUGGGCGUGGGUGGAUUCGGACGAGUUGAACUGGUCCAGAUAAAAGGUGACCCAAAGAGGACGUUUGCAUUGAAGCAACUGAAGAAGCAUCAUAUUGUUGACACCAGACAACAAGAUCAUAUAAUGAAUGAGAAGAGAAUUAUGAUGGAGAGCAGUAGUCCAUUUAUUGUCAAACUUUUUCGAACAUUUAAGGAUACGAAAUAUCUAUACAUGUUGUUAGAAUGCUGCCUGGGAGGAGAACUUUGGACUGUACUCAGGGACAGGAACUGUUUUGAUGAUAGCACCACCCGUUUCUACACUGCCUGUGUGAUUGAAGCUUUUACAUAUCUGCAUAACCGAGGAAUCGUGUACAGGGACCUCAAGCCGGAGAACCUGCUGCUUGAUGACAAAGGUUAUGUCAAGUUGGUUGACUUUGGUUUUGCAAAGAAGAUCGGUCAGGGCAAGAAGACAUGGACAUUCUGUGGGACACCCGAAUAUGUCGCGCCGGAGAUCAUUCUGAACAAAGGUCACGACAUCUCUGCUGACUACUGGUCGCUAGGAAUCCUCAUGUAUGAACUGCUGACAGGAUCACCGCCCUUCUCUGCAUCUGAUGCAAUGAAAACAUACAACAUUAUACUCAGGGGAAUCGAGGCUAUUGAAUUCUCGAGAAAAAUAACUAAAAACGCACAGAAUCUAAUCAAGAAGUUGUGCAGGGACAGUCCAUCAGAAAGACUAGGGUACAGAGGAGGUGGUACCAGAGACAUUCAGAAGCACAAAUGGUUUGAUGGGUUCAACUGGGAAGGACUGAAAAAGAGGAAGCUGGCUCCUCCAAUCGUUCCAAAGAUCAAGGGCCCAACUGAUGUAUCCAACUUUGACGACUACCCAGCAGAGAAUGACGUUCCCCCAGAUGACUUGACAGGGUGGGACAAGGAUUUCUAGAUGCACUUUGGUCAUCUUCAUUUGCUACAAUCAGACUGACGAAAAGAUAUUAUUGAUUAAAAUCUAUUGCAUAUCAACUGUGUCAAAUCAAGCCUUUCAUUGGAUGUACAAGUCUCUUCGACACAUGUUCGUUGAACUAUAUGAAUGAGCAGACCUAUCUGCAGGCAGUUCGAGCACUGCGGUCGGUGGCAUUUUAUAGUCUUCCUAUGACUUGGUGUCGCAUUAAAUUCGGUGCUCUUCCUUUGCUUCAAAUGCCAUGAUAUAGUGAGGGAUUAUAUCAAAAUUGUUUGAUGCAAUGAGAGAUGACAUGUUUUUUUCUUUUGGGGAAGGGAGUUAACCAUUUUCCUGGCAAAAAGUUGUAUUAUUCAAACUUCUGACAUGAUCUAAAUCCGUGCGGUGUUGACGGCAGACAUCCGGGAUUUUUUAUCAUUUAGAAGAGGCAAGGGGUUUAGAAAGAGAUGAAAACAGUUAAGCACUUUUGAGAUGAUCCCGGACACGAGUCAUGUGACCGCAGGAAGAAACGAUUUUCUUUGGUAGCAUCGUGCCAAAUGAGAUUGCCCUGGCUAUGAAUGGUUUUCACUCGGUGCCUUUGGACAUGAUAUUGUGUCCAUCAUUAAAAACAUAUUUUGGGAAAAGACAAUGUACAUGUAUUAUAUUUACAUAAUGUUUAGUGACAAAGGCUUGGUGAAAAUGUCCGAAUUUUCUCGAUUAGUUCACUGAUCGACAUGAUUUUUGGGAGAAGCCAUGGGUUUGUAUUUUCGUGUAUAGACAAAGUUUUGGUAAAUAUAUCUACUCUUUGUGGGAAUGGUCCAUUAACAGUCAGAGUGACGUAAAUCAGGGUUCGUCUUUCCAUGUAUCAAGUCACAAGGUUUUUGUUGGAAUAUCUAUUCUUUCUUGGAAGGAUACAUUUGCUGAGUUGAAAAUCAUGAUAACUCCCCCCCACCCACCCCCAUGGGUGACACUGCUAUCAUCCACAUGAGGAAGCCAACUACAGCAUCUGUCAAGCAUGAAACUGCACAUUUAUCACUCCGACAAUGAAAGGUAUGUCAGGGUAACCACUCUCCUACCACAUCACACAAUCAUCCGAUAUUGCGUAUAGGGCUAUGUUCUCUCUCACCUACGCUCAGCUAUAACAUUAAUCUUUUUUGGAAGGGAUGUUGGAACGUACAUUGUAUUUGCCUAAAACCAACACAAAACAACAAUAAGAUUGUCAUUAUACACGUGUGUUUCGUUAUUAAGUCUAAAGUGACUUAUACUUGAGAGAGGAAAGGUUUAACCGUAAAAUAGUACGAAAAUGUUUCAGUGUAUCGCCCAAGAUUUGUUUAUAUAUUUUGAUGAUUAGUGAAUGUUAGUGUGUUACUACUGAUGAGCUGAGCUCUCGGAUAUGUUUUAUUCUUAUGCCUUUUCCUUACACGAGGCUACAACAACUUUCUUGAUUUGGUGGUCAGGUAGUGAGAGGCAUAAAUUGGCUGUACUUGUUAAAAUGUGGGAUUUUAAGUGUUGUCCGAGUUUAUAAUUUUAAAAUAUAUUCAUUGAUAACUUUGUGAAUAUUGGUCAACUGCUGUCAAUCGUUGAUCAGUUUUACAAUACUGGUACGCUGUUGUCCGCCAAAUUAGAACAAUUGGUGCAUGUGCAGUUUUGUACAUUUAUUUGAAAGACUGGUAUAUACGAGAAGCAGUAGCACGGCCGUAGAGGGCCUUUCUCACUACUGUGUCGGCAAUUAGUUGAAGCCACAGGUCAGUUAAACUGAGGCCAAUAUGGUAGGCCCAGCGGUGGUUGAUUCAUUGUAGAAAUUACGAAAUGGCUACACUGCUGAAUUGCAAACAUAAAUAUACCCACAUAGAAUAAGUUCAUUGGCUCUGGGGUCUAACCCCCUUCAUCUUGUUACCACGUAUUACCGGCAAGCCGACGCACGCAGAUGCUCACUAAGGGUUUGUUAGCAUCCAUGUUAUAGUUACUUUCUAUUGCCAUCUCAUUGAUGGUGCUUUUAUGAUAGGAAUAAUGUUUAAAUUUACAUUUACAUUUACGAGAUGAGUAAUAAUGGGUUGUUUUAAUGUACAUGUAAUUUGAAAUAUUAAGACGUCAGUAAAAAUGGUUUCUGUUCUAUUCGCGGAAGAGUUGUUGGAAUUUUGAUGGCGGCAUCCUCCCUUUGCUUAAUAGUGGGUCCUAGAUAUAACCGAUUGAUACAAAUAUUCGAUUUGUGAUGUUUCUUUAAAAUCAUGUUCUUCUGCUUCAACAGCACGUGUAAGAUAUGAAGAGGAGUGAAGGUUUGAUAUAACUUGAGCAAGUAGGCCUACUAAGUAUUAGAGCCGGACACUAAUCCUAGAGUUUAGUAUCGUGUCUGUCUCCACCUGACCAGUUUAAGCUGAUGCUUGGCACUGUGCACUGAAAUGCAUUAUGAUUAUACAUGCACAUUGUAUGUACUUGUGUACAGAGGUCUUUCUGUCAGCUGCACUGAACUUUAGGUAGACAGCAUGGCUUUGUACUAUAUGCUGCAUCAGCUGUAAAGAAAAUAAUUUAGAUUUAUACAGUCGCAUAUAAAAUUUGUAAUGAACACUUGAAAUAUAUUUUUAAAUAAAAAUA
Messenger RNA from Lineus longissimus, 4883 nucleotides. RefSeq names its product cGMP-dependent protein kinase 1-like. The record is from RefSeq and is a predicted model, not a curated record. Gene Ontology annotation, biological process: protein phosphorylation. The coding region runs from base 258 to 2300 and encodes 680 amino acids. Gene Ontology annotation, molecular function: cGMP-dependent protein kinase activity; ATP binding. The transcript has 16 exons. Lineage: Eukaryota; Metazoa; Nemertea; Pilidiophora; Heteronemertea; Lineidae.